ACCACGAGGCGUUAUCGACAUAUAUACAGCACUAUACAAGGUGUUAAUUAUUUAACAUUUCACUAUACUAUUAUUUUUGGACAGUGUAAUAUUAGUGAUUAAGUGUUAAUGUGAUGUUUGAAUAUUUGGAGUGAUUUUUUGAUAUUUUAGACGUCAGUGAUUGCCUUUCAAGAUGAGACGUCGAUUUUGUCAACUGAAUUUGGGCGCAGUGAAUAGUAAGCGAAAUAUCACCACAACCGCCCAGUGUCAGCAAGCUGAUGGAUUAGAAUUAGGUGUGAACAGCAAGCAGCGAACAUGUCCAGUCCAUCAGCGGCCGCGAUCCACUCAUGCAGCGCUGGAGACCCCAGUCUUCGGCACCGCCACAUCAUCAGCCAAGUCUUGGGAGGAAGUGCCUGGCCCUAAACCUCUGCCGCUCUUAGGCAACACCUGGAGAUUUGCGCCUUACAUUGGCAACUACUCCGUGGAGCAUGUGGACAAGGUGUGCCUAUCUCUCCGCGAGCAGUACGGCGACUGCGUGAAGAUGGCUGGACUUCUAGGAAGACCUGAUAUGUUGUUUGUGUUCGAUGCCAGAGAAGUGGAAAGGGUGUUUCGGUCAGAAGAUGGGGCACCGCACAGACCUGCAAUGCCGUCCCUUAAUUAUUACAAGCACGUUUUGAGAAAGGAUUUUUUCAGCGCCGAAGAAAACUGUGCUGGUGUGAUAUCCGUGCACGGGGAUUCAUGGUCAGCAUUCCGAACUAAAGUAUCCAGGGUUGCGUUGAGCGUCAGUGCUGCAGCGCAGUAUACGGAGCCAGUGGCUGAAGUCGCCGAUGAUUUUGUUUACAGAAUAAGCAAAAUAAGGAACAAGGACCUAGAGACGCCAGAUGACUUCUUGAAUGAAAUUCACAAGUGGUCCUUAGAAUCUCUAAGCCUCAUCGCCCUAGACACUCGUUUAGGCUGUUUUGACGCUUGUGCCGGCUCCGACAGCCAACGACUCAUUGAUGCCGUCAACACAUUCUUCCUGUGCGUGGGAGAACUGGAACUGAGAGCACCCUGGUGGAGAUUAUAUCCCACCAGGAUGUUCAAACAAUAUGUGGCUGCAUUGGAUACCAUCCUCAGUGUGACUCUAAAAUACGUGGAGAGGGCACUGGAGGACUCAAAGACAGGCGGCAACAAGUCGCUGCUGCAGGAACUGGUGACGGCCGCGGGGCCGCGUGUAGCGGCCGUGGCUGCUCUGGACAUGUUCCUCGUUGGCAUUGAUACUACAUCCAACGCCGUGGCCUCUAUUUUGUACCAGCUGUCACUCAGACCUGCUGUCCAAGAGAAGUUGUACGAGGAAAUCACCAAAGUUCUUCAAAACAGACCCAUGAGACCGGGAGACGUAAACCAGAUGCCUUAUUUGAGAGCUUGCGUGAAGGAAGUUCUGAGAAUGUUUCCAGUGGUGGUCGGCAACGGUAGGCAGCUGACAAAAGACACAGUAAUUUGCGGAUAUCACAUCCCCAAGGGAACGCAAGUGAUAUUCCAACACUACGUAAUGAGUAACAGCGAAGAGAACUUCGUUUCCGCCUCAGAAUUCCGGCCGGAGCGGUGGUUAUUGAAGACAUCGGGCAAACAUCACGCAUUCGCUUCGCUUCCGUUCGGGUUCGGACGCAGAAUGUGUUUAGGAAGAAGAUUCGCUGAGUUGGAGAUACAUACCGUUAUAUGCAAGAUAGUUCAAGCCUUCAGAAUGGAAUACCACCACGAACUGUUGGACUACCACAUACAUCCCAUGUACACGCCCAAUGGACCGAUACGAUUGAAAAUGAUUGAACGCUGAUUGACAGAUUGACAUCAAUAAAACUCAGUAGUAGUAUAAUUUCGUCCAUUGGGACAGGCGAAGGUACUAAGCCAUACUGCCAAGUCUUACGAUCAAUAAAACUCAAUUGACUGCUGAAUCGAUAGGUUAAGUCUUAGAUUAAAACAAAAAGGGUUACGCACCUGUUUUCUAUAAUCAGUUUUGUGAGACUGUAUAUUCAAUUCAUUGUUUAAUUGUUGUAUUUUAAUAGUACUCAAUAAAAUAGAAAAACGCCUGAUGAAACUGAUUUGCAAUCCCUCGUUUCUAUGCAGUCGCCAUUUUGAAUUUUAAUAGAAUUACGCUCUGAAACUAAAUAAAAGAAUUGUAGCACAUGUAGGUACUAUAGGAAUUAUACAUUAAAAUUAGAGUUAUCACACUAAUAUUAUAUAUGCGAAAGUUUGUGAGUGUGUAUGUUUGUUACUUCUUCACGUCGAAACGGCUGGAGCGAUUUUAAUAAAAUUUGGUAUGGAGUUAGCUGACACCCUAGAAUAACACAUAGGCUACUUUUAUCCCGAAAAAAUGUUAGGUUCCAGAGGGAUUUUCAAGAAACUAAGUUAACGCAGACGAAGUCGCGGGCGACCUCUAGUUUAAAAUAAAUCGUUUGAACGCGUGCCUACUUAGUAUUCUUUGUACGGAAAAGUGCAGUUAAGUUAAGUUUGUUUCACCUACCGAUGAAAAUGUAGGGUGUAUUCCGAAUCAAACACCAGUAGGUACUCUGGCCAGUGGUAAUGACGUCAUGAUUUCGACGCCAUAUACCACUGGCCAGCGUACUGUUUUAUAUUUCGGAAUACACCAGUGUUUUUUUAUGUGUAAUAUAAUAUUUGUUCGCGCUUGUAGUGCAGUCAUUGAAGCGAAAAAUACGGUCUUACCUCCGAAUUUUUUAACUGUGAACCGAUUUGCAUGAUAUUUUGGAAUUAGGCUCAUCUUACCCUUAACUUCAAAAGUGAAAAUGAUCUGAACUCCGCCUAUUAUUUUUAAGGGGUGUAAACAACCCCUUAAUGGAAAAAUUGACAUUGAGCCAUUUUAUCGCUAGAAAACAUGUCUAAUAGUAAGUGGUGAAAUUGUAAAGUAUUUUCUAACAUAAUUACCUCAUAUUAAAAUCAUUUUCAAACCCUUGAAAAUCAUACAACCCUUGCAAACAACCCCUAAAUUGAAAAAAUCACAAAAAAAUACUUUGGUAUGACAUAAAAAGAUGUAAGUAUAGAGUAAGUAAUAUUUUAUAUUCUCUAUAAUAAUUAUCAAAUUUUUAACCCCCUUUCAACCCUUGAAAACUACCCCUUGAUAAAAAAUUGUUAAAAAUUAUUUUUUUGAUAAAAUGAAUGAAAUAUAAGGACAUGGUAUGUAUUCAUGCCUACGUUUCCAAAAUAUAUGAGCCAUUUUAUGUAUAUACUAGUGGCCCGCCCUCGCAUCGCUUCGGUGUAGAGUUGAAGUGUAGACUACAGUUUUUGUUCUCAGGCUUGUAUUAUACACAAGGACAUUCAUCUAUGAUUCUUCUUAUACCUGCAUGCAAAGUCUCAGCCUGAUCGGUUUCUAAAGUUAAUUCUAGGCGGAAUACGAUUAAUUUUAAUUUUGGUGGAAAUGGCACUUAUGAAACCCAUUGAUUUAAAAAAAAAACAUUAGAUGCUCCCCUUAUUUGCAAUACAGCUCACUUAUUUUACGUGCAAAAGACUUUUAAUAGUGCUUAUUUUAAAGCUUAUUUCAAAGACUACAAAACCCUUUUGUGUCUUCUUCAUCGUCGUUUCCUCGUGGCUGAGGGUCGUGACCUUUCAGGACAGCACAUUUCACCAACGAUCUCCAGACUGUUCUGUGUUCUGCAAGGCGGAUGGACGCCUGCAAGUUGCCAUUCGUAGUUUCUUUAACUAUGUCCAACCACCGGGAUGGAGACCUGCCCCUACUCCUCUUGCCUUCGACGUUUCCAACGACCAAAAGCUUUUCAAAAUUAUCCGGGCUUCUCCUUGCUACGUGACCGAAGUAUUUUAGGAGGCGCUGCAUGCAGACAGAAGAGAGACGCGUCUUGAUACCCAGCUCCU
Chilo suppressalis (striped riceborer) is the source of this 3840-nucleotide messenger RNA. NCBI's taxonomy places the organism in Eukaryota, Metazoa, Arthropoda, Insecta, Lepidoptera, Crambidae. The record is from the annotation of a GenBank genome assembly.